This is a messenger RNA of Dromiciops gliroides (monito del monte), 4021 nucleotides long. RefSeq names its product acyl-CoA dehydrogenase family member 10 (gene ACAD10). Lineage: Eukaryota; Metazoa; Chordata; Mammalia; Microbiotheria; Microbiotheriidae. The transcript is spliced from 22 exons. Gene Ontology annotation, molecular function: flavin adenine dinucleotide binding; oxidoreductase activity, acting on the CH-CH group of donors. The record is from RefSeq and is a predicted model, not a curated record. The coding region runs from base 151 to 3345 and encodes 1064 amino acids.
GAGGGAGGGGAGGGGCGGUCACAUGAGCAGAACGCUCGGAAAAGACAAAAAUGAGCCAGCGCCUGCCCUCAAAAAGGUUGCAUUCUACUGGGAGAAUAUAGAUGGAACAGAAACUCUAUAUAAAGUAAACCAAACAGUUCUAGUCUCAUCAUGGGCUUCGUCUGGCUCUUCCGAUACCCUCCCAUCCUGUGGGCCUGGAGGACUGUCCGACUGAAGCCAGCCCAGACCUGGGCCCAGCAACUGCUGCGCUGGAAACACUCUGAAGGAGGCCCCUACAAAGCCGUGAUUUUUGACAUGGGUGGGGUUCUCAUUCCUUCUCCCUCCACAGUGGCUGCAGAGUGGGAGGUACAGAAUCGCAUCCCUUCUGGAACAAUCAUCAAGGCCCUAGUCGCUGGUGGGGACAAGGGGCCCUGGCUGAAAUUCAUGAGAGGAGAGAUGAUGGUGGAGGAAUUUCUACAGGCGUUUGGCAUGCAGUGCUCUGAGAUGAUAAAGUCUCCGGUGCCGGUCGACUCGUUUUUUUCUCUGCUGACCAGUAGACAAGUCGCGCAGCAGUUUUCAGUGAUGACAGAAGCAAUAAAUCGAAUCCGGGCAGAAGGCCUGAAGACUGCAGUUCUUAGUAAUAACUUCUAUCUCCCCAAUGGGGAGAGCUUCUUGCCCCUGGACCGGAAACAGUUUGAUGUGGUUGUCGAAUCCUGCCUGGAAGGUAUGUGCAAGCCAGACCCUCGCAUUUAUAAGAUGUGCCUGCAGCGGCUGCAGGUGGAGCCCACCGAAGCCAUCUUUCUCGAUGACCUUGGACAUAAUUUAAAAGCAGCUGCCCAGCUUGGCAUUCACACUAUAAAGGUUAAUGAUGCAGAAAAUGCCUUAAAGGAGCUAGAAACCUUUCUGGGCUUUCCUUUGAGGAAGAUUAUUCCAAACACUCGCUCUGUGAGAAAGACAAUGGAAAUUCCCAGAGAUUCCCUGGAGAAAUACCUCAGAAACCUCCUGGGAAGCCAAGCAGCAGGGCCUGUGGAAGUUCUACAGUUCAGCCACGGGCAGUCCAAUCCGACCUACUCCAUCAGGUUGGCCAGUCACCACUUGGUCCUGAGGAAGAAGCCACCGGGAAAACUUCUUCCCUCUGCCCAUGCCGUGGAGAGGGAAUUCAGGAUAAUGAAAGCCCUCCAGGAUGCUGGAGUUCCUGUCCCCAAAGUCCUUGACCUGUGUGAAGAUCCAAGCAUCAUUGGCACACCAUUCUACUUGAUGGAGUACUGCCUGGGGCAGAUCUACAAGGAAGCCUCGCUUCCUGGCAUGGAGCCCAGCCAGAGGAAGGCCAUCUACACUGCCAUGAACCGAGUGCUGGGUCAGCUUCACAGUGUGGACAUCAAGGCAGCGGGUCUGGAAGACUAUGGGAAGCACGGGGACUAUAUUCAACGCCAGGUUCAAACCUGGACCAAACAGUACCGAACCACUGAGACUGGCACGAUCCCAGCCAUGGAGCGGCUCAUCGAGUGGCUCCCCCAGCACCUGCCCAAGGCACAGAAGACCACAGUGGUGCAUGGAGAUUUCAGGCUAGACAACCUGAUCUUUAAUCCAGAAAAGGCUGAGGUCCUCGCCAUCCUUGACUGGGAGCUGUCCACCUUAGGAGAUCCUCUCUCAGAUGUUGCCUACAGCUGCCUGGCUCACUAUUUGCCAUCUGAUUUUCCUAUCAUCAAAGGUCUGAGUGAUUUGGAUAUUACCCAGCUAGGAAUUCCUACUGCCGAAGAGUAUUUCAGAAUGUAUUGCCGUCACAUGGAGAUCCCUGAAGCUGACAACUGGAACUUCUACAUGGCCUUCUCCUUCUUCCGAGUGGCUGCCAUCCUGCAGGGGGUGUACAAACGUUCACUCAGAGGUCAGUCGAGCUCAGCCACUGCAGAACAAAGUGGGAAAUUGGCUGAAUUCAUGUCUAACCUGGCGUGGGACUUUGCCGUCAAGGAAGGGUUUCGGAUUUUCAAAAGGAUACCGACUACAAGACUGUCGACGAGGUCCUACUGUCAUUGGGCCCAUCGGAGGCCGCUGCUCAUCCCAAGUGGAGCAAGAAGUUGGGCCACAUUUUCCAAGGCAUCUCAGGCUGCCACCUCCAAAGGGGUCCUAAUUAUCUCUCCAGAGGCCCUCUCAGAACCAGUCAGGGAUCUCCAUCACAGGCUGGAGAGAUUCAUGGAAACCCACGUGUAUCCCAUUGAGCAAGAACUGAGAAAUUACCAGAUGUCAGAGGCCAGAUGGACGCCACCUCCACAAAUUGAAGAGCUCAAGGAAAAAGCCAAGUCUGAAGGGCUGUGGAACCUCUUCUUGCCAGUCGAGACUGACCCUGAGAAGAAGUACGGCGCAGGCCUGACCAACCUGGAAUACGCCCAUUUGUGUGAGCUCAUGGGCAAGUCCCUAUAUGCCCCAGAGAUCUUUAACUGCUCUGCCCCCGACACGGGGAACAUGGAGCUGCUGGUGAGGUAUGGGACUGAAGAGCAGAAGACCCGCUGGCUGCUUCCUUUGCUGGAGGGCAAGAUCCGCUCAUGCUUUGCCAUGACGGAGCCCCAGGUUGCUUCAUCGGAUGCCACCAACAUUGAGUCUUCGAUUAGAGAGGAGCAGGGGGUCUACAUCCUAAACGGUCACAAGUGGUGGAUAUCAGGAAUCCUGGAUCCCCGUUGCCAGCUCUGUGUGUUUAUGGGAAAAACAGACCCACACGCCCCUCGCCACCAGCAACAGUCUGUGCUCUUGGUUCCCAUGGAUACCCCGGGGAUCAAAGUCAUCAGACCACUGAGCCUCUAUGGGCUGGAAGAUCCUCCAGGUUCCCUUUCUGUCUCUGCAGGCGGUCAUGGGGAGGUCCUGUUUGAGAAUGUGCAGGUGCCCAAGGAUCACAUGGUGCUGGGUCCAGGCCGAGGCUUUGAAAUCGCCCAGGGCAGGCUGGGCCCCGGGAGGAUCCACCACUGCAUGCGGCUGAUUGGGUACUCAGAGAGGACGCUGACUCUGAUGAAGGAGCGGGUGAAGUCUCGAGUGGCAUUUGGGAAGCCUCUGGCAGAGCAGGGCACAAUUUUGGCUGACAUUGCCCGGUCCCGGGCUGAUAUUGAUCAGGCUAGACUCCUCGUGCUGAAGGCUGCCCAUCUCAUGGAUGUAGCAGGAAACAAGGCAGCCGCGUUAGACAUUGCCAUGAUCAAAAUGGUGGCUCCGACCAUGGCCCAGCGCGUGAUUGACCGCGCUAUCCAGGCCUUUGGAGCUGCAGGACUCAACAACGAUUCUCCCCUGGCCCAGUUUUUUUCCUGGGCGAGAGCACUUCGGCUUGCAGACGGACCUGACGAGGUUCAUAGGACCACAGUGGCCAAGAUGGAGCUAAAGCGCUAGGUUGGGGCAGUGGCGGCGGCAGCAGCAGCCCUACUGCUGCCUGCCACAGUGGGAGGAAUUAGGGAGCUUGGGGAUUCAGAAGGAUACAAUUCAACAUGGCCACUGUGACUCAGAGGGGCCCCUCUUUCAUUGUGUUCAAGCCUGGGAACAAUCCCUGGGAUCUUUGAUUGGCUACAGAACUCCUUGUGAAAAAUACAGGGUCUGAUAAUGCAUGGAAGGCCAGGGCUGUGGCCUGGGGCCUCCCCCGCUCGCUUCCCGCAGGGGCCCCAAAGCUGGCCUUGGGCCUUUGCGGGCCUGCCUGGGAAUCCAGCCGAGCUGGGACGUCAAAGCCCUGAAAAUGUAACCAAGGACAGGCCGAUAAGGCCAGCAAGCCAGACCGGUGCCUUCCUUGGCUCCAUGGUGUCCUCUUCUGCAGUGCGUGCUAAGAGAAUGGCUAAGCCCAAGGGGAAGGGGCAGAAUGUCCAAGGACACUGGAGCUCUGGAGGGAAACUAAAACGUGGCCUGAGACCGUCCCUUAGCCCUUUCAGGGGCUCUUGUGGGGAGGCCAAAUUGUGUGGCCUAGAGAAAAAAUGGAAUGGGGAUUUACAAAAAUAAGGAAAUAAGUGAAUCACUUGGCCUUGGGGCACAUCUUUGAACUGAAAGACCUUCAGAAUAAAGCAUUUUAAUUUUGUCAGCA